CGAAAAUGAAGUUUGGUUUGAAUACAUCACUAACAGCCCGAGGAACGCCCCAUUAAAAUAUGCGUGGCGGCACCGGUAUAUAUACAGUCUAGUGUACAACGCGAGGUCAGACAAGUAUCAACACACAUUAAUUAACGGUAAUCAGUUAGUUGGGAUAUUCCUACUUCUACAGAGCAACAUGGCAUACUACAGAAUUAUUUGUGUCGUACUUCUGGUCAUUUUCGCUUACUCCCAAACAGGUGAAACCUCGCCAGUUCCAGAGAAAAAGAAGUACAUGUCGCCUAUGCAGCAUUUCAUAUUGAUAACCAAUAAAUACAGGGUGCAUAAAACAGAGUCUACAGGAAAUACUACCACUACCGAUCAAGGAAGCAGUCCGGAAUCUUCCGCUACCGGAAAUAUUGCUCUCCAGAGUCUAGAAGCAAACAGCACAAAAACUGAUGGCGUCACAACUACCCAAACAGAAGAUAGCUCCACUACUUCACCAUUAACGGAAGCUCCUACAACAGCCAGCAACAAUACAAGCGGGAAUUCCCAGAAUUCGGAAAAGCUGACAGGGGGAACUACUUCGUGAUGGUAGAGCUUGAUACAAAUUGUGCAGAGUAUGGACAACUCGUGCAAAGUAAAGGCGACCACACUCGCCCCUCCCUGACCUCAGCUGCCGACUCGGCGUGGCAGAUGAUGCGAAGAAAGUUGUCACAUACAAUAGAUUCUGAAUCCAUGAACAAGAAAUCCAUUGAGCGUUAUGUUUUACAAUUUACCUUCAUUGGCUUUGUUUGCUGGCGAACAAUAGCUAAUUAUAGACAUGUAUUUAUGAUAAUUGCAGCUUUCGUUCAUUCAUUGCUAUUCAGUUUAUUUUUAUUCAUGUGUUUUCGUUACGUUAUUUAUUUCUGUGUUCUCCUUGUCCUUUAUGACAAUUACAGUGUACAAAUAAAUCAUAUGUUAACCAAAUA
This is a messenger RNA of Ostrea edulis (European flat oyster), 950 nucleotides long. RefSeq lists its product as uncharacterized. Lineage: Eukaryota; Metazoa; Mollusca; Bivalvia; Ostreida; Ostreidae. The coding region runs from base 179 to 571 and encodes 130 amino acids. The transcript has 2 exons. The record is from RefSeq and is a predicted model, not a curated record.